Aspergillus bombycis is the source of this 1053-nucleotide messenger RNA. Its product is annotated as putative adenosine deaminase. Gene Ontology annotation, molecular function: adenosine deaminase activity. The record is from RefSeq and is a predicted model, not a curated record. Gene Ontology annotation, biological process: adenosine catabolic process; inosine biosynthetic process. The coding region runs from base 1 to 1053 and encodes 350 amino acids. The transcript has 4 exons. Lineage: Eukaryota; Fungi; Ascomycota; Eurotiomycetes; Eurotiales; Aspergillaceae.
AUGAACACCACCAAACCAGUCGACGCCGCCUUCGCCAAAUCCCUCCCCAAGAUCGAGCUCCACGCUCACCUCAGCGGCAGCGUAAGCCGCCAAUGUCUGCACGAACUAUGGCUCCAAAAGCGUGCCGCAGACCCAACGUUUGACAUCCCAGAUCCCUGGGUCGUGAUGCCGCCGGGCAAGGUCGACUACACACUUGAUACAUUCUUCAACACCUUCGGCACAUUCACCUACCACCUCCUCACCGACCUGUCUUCAAUAACAUACGCCACAACCUCCGUCCUAACCAACUUCCACGCCGACGGCAUCAAGUACCUCGAGCUCCGCACCAUCCCCCGUCCCAGCCCCCACUUCACCCAAGAAGCCUACAUAACAACCAUCCUCUCCACCAUAACCGCAUUCACGGAACACCACCCGGACCUAACAGCCCGGCUCAUCCUCUCCCUCGACCGCGGCGAGCACACCCCCACCGACGCCGACGCCAUCGUCAAUUUAGCCAUUGCCCACAAGCCGCUCGUCGUGGGGGUCGACAUCGCCGGGAACCCGAGUAAAGGGGAUAUGGCGACGUUUGGGCCCGCGCUGGCGAAGGCCAAGGCGGCCGGGUUGGGCGUUACGGUGCAUUUUGCGGAGGUGAAGACGCCGGCGAGGGAGGGGGAGCUGGAGACGAUCCUGGGGUUUGGGCCGGAUCGGUUGGGGCAUGCUAUCCAUGUGCCGGAGGAGCUGAGGGGGGAGAUCGUUCGGCGGAGGCUGGGGUUGGAGCUGUGUAUGAGUUGUAAUGUUCAUGCGAAGCUGUUUGAGGGCGGAUUUCUGGAGCAUCAUUUUAGGGAGUGGUGGAGAGUUGAGGAGUGUCCGGUUGUGCUUUGUACGGAUGAUGUGGGCUUCUUUUGUAGUCCUGUGUCGAAUGAGUAUCUGCUUGCCGCGGAGCAUUUCGAUCUCACUCGUGCGGAUGUCAUGGAUAUAGCACGGAGAGCGGUUAGGGUGAUCUUUGGAGGCGAGGACGAGAAGAAGCGGCUUUAUAGACUAUUAGAUGAGUUUGAGGCCGGUUAUAGAGCGUGA